GAGAAGUGUUAAGAGUAGAGGGAAGUGUAAGUGCAUGCGUCAGUCAAAAGGGAGUCUGACCAAACCCUUUUAGUUCAAAUAUUUAAGUCUUCCCUUUGUCACGCUCUUCAGUUCAGCUCCUCUAUCUUUGAUUUAGCGGUAACUGAAAGCCCGCCUGGUUCCUCUCCAGGUUUCUGUUAAGCCUUCUGUUGGGUCAUGGGGGACUGGUCCAGCCUCUCAGAGCUCCUGGACAAGGUCCAGGCCCACUCAACGGUGGUGGGGAAGAUCUGGAUGAGUGUCCUCCUGGUGUUCCGGAUCCUGGUGCUGGGCGUGGCGGCCGACGAGGUGUGGGGGGACGAGCAGUCACACUUCUUCUGCAACAACGAGGAGCCAGGCUGCACCCUUGCCUGCUACAACUGGAUGUUCCCCGUCUCCUACAUCCGCUACUGGGUGCUGCAGAUCCUGCUGGUGUCCACCCCCACCCUGGUGUACCUGGGCCACGCCGUGCACGUCAUCCACCGGGAAAGGAGGCUGCGGGAGCGGCUCCAAGGCCACGACAAAGGGGCCGCGGACGCCUUAAGGAAACCCAAAUACACAGACGACCGAGGCAAGAUUGUGAUCAAAGGCAUCCUCUUGCGCAGCUACCUAGCCCAGCUGGUGGUGAAGAUUCUGCUGGAGGUGGGCUUUGUGGUGGGCCAGUUCUACCUCUACGACUCCCCCUUCAUGGUGCCCUACUUCCACUGCCGGGAGGAUCCCUGCCCGCCCAGAAUCGGGGUAGAGUGCUUCAUCUCGCGGCCCACCGAGAAGUCCAUCUUCGUGGUGUUCAUGCUGGUGGUGGCAGGCGUGUCCGUCUUCCUCAACCUGCUGGAGAUCCUGUACCUGCUCUGUGCCAGGAAGAGACAAGGACAGAAGAAGAAGAGAGCAGCCCUGACCAACCAAGAACAUUACCUGUCGGGAAAAGAUCUGAAGCUGAGCGGUCCUGUUUGGCCAGCUCAAGCCCCAUCCCACCCCCAUGCUGACCUGAGGCCCCGCCCUACCCCGAACCCAUGCUGACCUGAGGCCCCGCCCCACCCCGCCCCUCUGCUGACCUGAGGCCCCGCCCUACCCCGACCCCAUGCUGACGUGAGGCCCCGCCCCGCCCCCCAUGCUGAC
Messenger RNA from Gadus morhua (Atlantic cod), 1131 nucleotides. Its product is annotated as gap junction Cx32.2 protein-like. NCBI's taxonomy places the organism in Eukaryota, Metazoa, Chordata, Actinopteri, Gadiformes, Gadidae. Bases 196 to 1032 code for a protein of 278 amino acids. Gene Ontology annotation, biological process: cell-cell signaling. Gene Ontology annotation, molecular function: gap junction channel activity. The record is from RefSeq and is a predicted model, not a curated record. The transcript is spliced from 2 exons. Gene Ontology annotation, cellular component: connexin complex.